Messenger RNA from Bradysia coprophila, 909 nucleotides. RefSeq lists its product as uncharacterized. Lineage: Eukaryota; Metazoa; Arthropoda; Insecta; Diptera; Sciaridae. The record is from RefSeq and is a predicted model, not a curated record.
UUUUGUUUACAUUAUUAAAUGUCGAUCUAAGAUGUACUGGUAUGCACGUAAAAAGCCUGUAAAAAGUAUGUAAAAGUCGUUUCAAACAGAUUUGUCAACAAAUCGAAGAAAAUGGAAAUUGAUGUGAUGUAUCAGUUUCACUCGGUCAAAAAGGAAAUUCUGGACCCACCUUCGGAUAUUGCUUAUGAAACAAUUAAAACGGAACCAAUAAAAGAAAAACUUUUGAUUGAUUCAGGUCAUAUCGUACCAGUCGACUUCGAUAAACCCGAGCUAACUGCUGAGAAACAAAGUCAAACUUAUGUGAAAGAACCAUCAUAUAUGUGCCACUUGAUUCCGAUAAAGAAUGAAUGUAUAGAACCGCCAUUAGAUAUAAAACCUGAAUUUGUUGAAGAAGAGCCCCGUAUCGACAUGAAUGGGACUGAAAUUGACCCCUUAAACACCGCAGAAUAUGAGAUCGUUGAGAUUGUGGAAAACAAGAAAUGUCGAGCCAUGGAUCCAAAUGUAAAGGUACGAUCAGACUAUGGCAGGACCCGGUUCACAUCAUAUAAUCUUUGGAGCAACGAAAAGCGACAAGAAUUGCUAUCGACUCAUCCUCAUUUAAACUUCGGCGGCAUUUCUAGUAAAUUGGCGGAGAUGUGGAAGAAUGAAAAACCAAAUAUAAAAUACAAUUUUAAGCGACGAGCUAAACGACUAAAUAUAAAUAUUAAAAAAAUUUGGACGAAUUGUGAGGAUGUACAUGCUGAAAACUGAACAAUUUGAUUUCAUUUUCUAUAUUGGUAAAGUCACUAAAACGGAUUUAUGAAACCGAGAGAUAAAUGAACAAUUUGAAUACAUAAAUCAUUAAAUUCGUGACGAGCCUGUUAAAUAUACAUACUUAAGUUGCUUGAAUAACAAGAGGAUGUGUUUCGA